CGGGCCGCAGAGACCGGCUCGGGCUCGGCCGGCUCCGGCGGGUGGGGACGCGGUGCGCGUUGCCCAUCGGCCGCACUGGCCGCCUAGUACUCCGCGAGGGGCGUGUACCCGAGCCGCGUACUGGCGGGCUCCAUGUUCACCGAGCUGAGGUCAAAACUGAGCCCCCCGCGAGCUCGCGCCGGGGCUGUGCGUACAGGCUUCGGGGAGCGCCCGGAUGUAGACGCCACUGCCCAUUUCAGCUUCUGCCAGACCCUCCUAGAGCACACAGUGUCGGCUGAGAACAUACCCUGCCACCUGCCUCGGACACCAGGCACCAGCCUCACCUGGCAUGACUCCCGUAGCCAGAGGGCAUCCAGCAGCAGGCCAAUCAAGCUCCUUCAACAGCCGGGCUCAGAGAUCCCCCAGGCCCGGCUAUACUCUGAUCACUAUGGCUUGUACCAUACAAGCCCUUCCCUGGGUGGCCUGACGAGGCCAGUGGUCUUGUGGAGCCAGCAGGAUGUUUGCAAGUGGCUCAAGAAGCAUUGUCCUCACAACUACCUCGUCUAUGUCGAGGCAUUCUCCCAGCAUGCCAUCACUGGCCGAGCUCUACUUCGACUGAAUGCAGAUAAGCUGCAGAGAAUGGGGUUGACCCAAGAGGCCCAGAGGCAGGAGGUGCUACAGCAGGUGCUCCACCUGCAAGUGCGCGAGGAGGGGCGGAGCCUGCAGCUGCUCAGCCAAGCUUCCUUCGGAAACAUGUCCUAGCUGCUGCCUAGUCUUGGACCCCAGACCCCAACACUGUGACCAGAGCCCACAGCCAAGGAUGAGGCAGAGCUGGCCCUACAGCCCCUUUGGAUCCUGCAAGAUACACUAGUGGCUAAACUUAGCCCAGUGAACAGGGAGAGGACAGGACUGCCAGCUCCAGGAUCUUCUGGAGAGGCGCUAUAGGUUCUGUCCUCUGGCUGGGUGGGUGGUUGCUGACUGCUUGAAGACCCUUCUUCUGGGAUCCAAGCCCAGGUCCACCCCCUGGUGCUGCUGGCAGCAAGCAGGGCAGCUGCCUAGAGCAAGCGUGGGGUUUGAAUGUCCCCAGACUCCCAGGGAGUCUGUUUUAUUUAUGCUCCCUCCAACAUGUGACCAUCCCCCAUCCUCUGAGUCCUGAGUCCUCCCUUAAGUGUUUCAAUUCUGUGUUUUCCCCAGGCACGUCCAGGUCAGCCACACAGCGGGACAAGUUUUCUUGACUCUCUUUUCAGGUGUAUACCUUCCCUAACCUUCUCAGAGUACAGCAGGCCCAACCUGUUGUCCACAGUGAUGGUCAUCAGCCCAGCUAGGUAUGAUGCCAUGUGUGUCACUCAGUGACUAUGAGACUUCAGCAUAUUCUAUCCAUUCAUGAGAACUGAAGUUGAGAGGGGUCCAAAGUCAGUAUGUGGUACAGCACAGACUCCAGUGCUGCACAGGUGGCUCCAUGCAUAGCCCACCAGUUCAGCAAUGUUCUCAACCUUACCUUUGAAGAAGUCUUGCUUUUAAGCAUCUUCCCUAUUCUCUGGCUCUUAGAGACCACCUUGAAGAAACAUGUGUGUAUAUACCCACACACCUCUCUACAGCUUUCCCAAGAAGACCUGUAUAAUUUUUCCAAGAAAAUUAUGGAGGGCUGUUCCUCUCAGGUGUCACCAGACACCUGAACAACUCUUCCUGCGGUAGUGCUGCCAGAGGAGGGAUAGCAAGGAUGUCCCUGGCAGCUCCCUCUCAAUCUGCCAUCUGCUAACUCUCCCAGGGACCCUAAAAUCUCAGGGACAGUUGAGGCUUGGCCUCCAGUCCCCUCUGUGUGCCAGAAGCUGGCCUCAAUUCAAGGUUGCUCAUUAUUGUUAAUUUAGGCCACUGACCUGGCAUCUCCCAUCCUGUAUGCCUUCCACCCAUGGGAGGGCCACCUUGUUGUGUCUGCCUGCUUUUAGAAUCCCCCAGUCCUUGUUCCUGCAACCAGAGAGCUCUCUUUCUCGCUUGCUCUCUCUCUCUGCCCCCUUUCUCUCUCCUCUGUCUUUUCUAUCCUAUGCUUCUGUCCUGUCUUCCUUGGU
Molecule: messenger RNA, 2045 nt
Organism: Chionomys nivalis (European snow vole)
Lineage: Eukaryota; Metazoa; Chordata; Mammalia; Rodentia; Cricetidae
Gene: Samd10
Product: sterile alpha motif domain containing 10
Exons: 5
Coding region: 133-741 (202 amino acids)
Biological process (GO): cell surface receptor protein tyrosine kinase signaling pathway
Cellular component (GO): cytoplasmic side of plasma membrane
Molecular function (GO): protein binding
Source: RefSeq, a predicted model, not a curated record